UAUAUUCUAAAAAAAACUAAUAGCAGUUCAAUGGGAUAGUGUGAUUGUUACUUUGAUAUUUUUAUAUAUUGGAGAAAAAAACCCACAAAGGUUUAAUGGGUGUAUACUAGUGAUCACAUUUUUAGCUCAGGGGGUUGUACUAAGUUGAUAAACCCAUAAUAACAUUUUAAUUAAUCUGUAUAUCAAAUGAGAAUCACUCAUACGCAGGAUGCUGAAAUCUUUUUCUAAAGUGAGAAAUUAUGUUGAUGUUUCUGAUAUCAUGAAAAAAGAUAUCCUCAUUAUAUAGUAUUGGCUUAAUCAUUUACGCAUGAAUUUGAUUGUCAAUAGGAACUUGUUUAAACUUUCUUAUCAAAACUUCAAAACUUGUAUUCUGUUUCGGAGAGUGACAUGGAUUUCAGUGCAUGGAAUAAUUUUGCUAUUUAUUUGCAAAUAUUCCUGUAUUUCCUCCGUCUUUACGUCGAGGGUCAUGUCUGCCCCAGGUGCUUCUGUUGUGCAAAUGGCUCUGACUGCAGGGAGACUGAUGGCCUUUGUUACGGGAACUGCAUGCAAGGGUAUUUUGGAUCCUUCUGUAACCAACAUUGCGGCUACAACUGCUUAGAAUGUGACAAAUACAGUGGUUGUACACUCUGUAAAGAGGGUCACCAUGGCGACACAUGUGACUUGUGCAAGGAGGGAUAUUAUCCAAUGGGGAAAGAGUGUCUCAAAUGCCCUGGAAAUUGUAUCACAUGUCUUUCCUUCGAGAAGUGUCAUUCAUGCAUGGAUGGAAUGUUUGGGAACUCCUGUCAAUAUAACUGCAGCGCAUGCAUAAAUGGUGACUGUGAUGUUAAAUCCCCAUCUUGCCAGUGUCAUUUAAAGUUUAGUGGUACAUUAUGUGACACAUGUUCCUCGGGUUUCUAUGGCGACAAAUGUGAAAAUAACUGCUCGUUUGGCUGUCUUAACACAUGUGAUUCUAAAACAGGGGAGUGCCUUUGUAAUCAGCAUUUCUCUGGCAAAAAAUGUGACGAGUGUGCUUCAGGGUACUUUGGAAUCUCAUGCGGGUCUAAGUGCCUGAAAAGCUGUGCAACGUGUUUGGAAAGUAACACGUGCACAACAUGCCUUCCAGGUCGUUAUGGAGAUGCAUGUCAAAUGAGCUGCUCAUUUGGCUGUGUUAAUAACACAUGCACAGCUGACGGGAUGUGCGCAUGCAAACAAAAUUUUACUGGUGAAAACUGUGACACAUGUAUUUCCGGACAUUAUGGACUGUCCUGCAACUUGUCAUGCUCUGCCUAUUGCAUAAACUGCUCCUCAUUGCAAGAAUGCCACUCAUGUGAAACCGGGUUCUUUGUGAAAAAUGGAACAUGUCUCAAAGUGAACGUUCCCGAUGCAAAACCAUUGAGUGAGGAAGGCCAUUCUGUGAAUGUAAUUGUUAUCUGCAGUUUGGUUGCCAUCUUCGUCAUCAGCAUCAUCGUUGGCCUCACAUUCUUCUGUGUCAAGCAACGAGGGAAGAUCUACCUUCACCCUGCUGGUCCUCCACGUGGCAUCAAAAUAGAUGACAUCAUCAGUAUCUACAACAUCAGCAGUGAUGUUGGAAAAUCAUCGGAAAUAGAGUUUCACCAAGACGAUGGUUAUUCAACACUGGACAAGAAGCAUUUGGAUAGCAAAUAAACUAAUAUGCUCGAACUUCGUGAAAUGGCAUUAUCGAGAAUCGCCCAUGAUCAUUUUAU
Messenger RNA from Mya arenaria, 1703 nucleotides. Its product is annotated as multiple epidermal growth factor-like domains protein 10. The coding region runs from base 388 to 1644 and encodes 418 amino acids. NCBI's taxonomy places the organism in Eukaryota, Metazoa, Mollusca, Bivalvia, Myida, Myidae. The transcript is spliced from 4 exons. Gene Ontology annotation, molecular function: scavenger receptor activity. The record is from RefSeq and is a predicted model, not a curated record.